GUUUCGCACACUCUAUCACAUUCGGCUUUACUCUUGCUGUCUUUACUAACUUAUGUCAAUUUGUCUUCGUCGGUACUAGAAGAAAAAGGAAAGAUGUGAAGCCCCACCUCAGGAAGUGGGGUCCGUUCUACAUGAUCCUCGUGGCCACAGUCGCUGUCAUGAUGGAUUUGCUUCGACACGUAUUGAUGGAUGCUGAGAGCUGGAAACUCCAGGAUCCUAUCACUGGAAAAGAGUACAAGUUCCACUUCGGCAGCUGCGUGUACAACGUCCCCACUGUCGCACAAGGGCAGGAGGGGGAAUGUCCCGAUGCUGGUGUAGGGCCUGUUGAGGUCACCACUUCGAAUGCUCUGGGCGUAUACAUGCCGAUGUACAACGCGGACGGCUCACACUCCUUCUACGGCAUUUUCUUUACCUUCGUGUUGACGUACUUGGGCUAUUUCCUCCUCUUUUUCUCGAUAUGUUGGUUCACGGGUUUACCAAGGAAAUUAGCCAAGCAAUGUCGUAGCCUAGACUGGAAGGGGUGCUGGGCUGGUUGUUGCGCGAUGUGCACAUCUAAGCGCAGGAAGGUUCCCCAGGGUUCAGAUACAGUUUAACAUGGACUUCGUGCGUGUUCACUUUUUGGUCGGAUUAAUAGUCAUUUCAGUCAAUUGUCGUCGUCGAUUUUGAGAAGCCGAAUGUGUGCAUACUCGAGCUCAACGAAUGACGCUACUUUGAAAAAGUUCGAUCAAAGUAGCUGAUAGUUGUGCUUUGCAGAGUUAUGUUUUCUACUCAUAACAGGCAACCUGUUUAUGAUAUCUUUGAUGUUUAUCUAUCAUCU
Molecule: messenger RNA, 817 nt
Organism: Perkinsus marinus ATCC 50983
Lineage: Eukaryota; Perkinsozoa; Perkinsida; Perkinsidae
Exons: 4
Coding region: 132-593 (153 amino acids)
Source: RefSeq, a predicted model, not a curated record